This is a messenger RNA of Tarenaya hassleriana, 1497 nucleotides long. RefSeq names its product endoglucanase 2-like. The record is from RefSeq and is a predicted model, not a curated record. Gene Ontology annotation, molecular function: hydrolase activity, hydrolyzing O-glycosyl compounds. The transcript has 7 exons. NCBI's taxonomy places the organism in Eukaryota, Viridiplantae, Streptophyta, Magnoliopsida, Brassicales, Cleomaceae. The coding region runs from base 1 to 1497 and encodes 498 amino acids. Gene Ontology annotation, biological process: carbohydrate metabolic process.
AUGGGAGGAUGUUGUUGCAGGUGGUUUUUGGUAACACUUGUUUUGAUCUCAACACUUGGAGCCAUUGGUUACGUUAUCCACAAGAAACUCAGUCCCAACUCCGGUGAAACCCACCGGAAUCCUGCCGGAGGUUACCUCCGCCCUGAGUACACCGACGCUCUCUCCGUCGCUCUCGAGUUCUUCGACGUUCAAAGAUCGGGGAAGCUGGUGAAGAACAGGAUCUCGUGGAGAGGCGAUUCGGGUUUGAGAGAUGGAAGAGAAGAAAAGGUAGACUUGUCGAAGGGAAUGUACGACGCCGGAGAUCAUAUAAAGUUCGGUUUUCCGAUGGCUUUCACGCCGGCCACGGAUUCUCUCCGGUGGAUCACUGAUUUUCUUCUCAAUGCUCAUGUUUCUCCUAAUGUUCUUUACAUCCAGGUUGGUGAUCCAGAGUUAGACCACAACUGUUGGGACAGACCCGAAACAAUGUCCGAAAUCCGACCGCUCACUCAGAUCAACCGAGAAAAACCAGGUUCGGAUGUCGCGGCCGAGACCUCAGCAGCAUUAGCCGCGGCUUCGAUCGUUUUCAAGCAUUCCGACCCAAAUUACUCGACGGAACUUCUAAUGCACGCAAAGGAUCUGUUCCAAUUCGCCGAUUCUUACAAGGGUUUGUACAGUUUGAGUGUCCCUGAGGUUCAGGAGUUUUAUAACUCAAGUGGGUUUGGUGACGAGCUUCUUUGGGCUGCUUCUUGGCUGUUUCAUGCCACCGGAGACGAGUUUUAUUACAGCUAUGUUGUUGAUAACGGAGAAACGUUUGCGGAUUUCGGAAAUCCGCGUUUCUUCAGUUGGAACGACAAGCUCCCCGGGGUACAGGUAUUACUUUCGCGAUUAAGCUUCUUUGGCUCGAAAAAUGAAUCUGAAAACGACGUGCUGCGAAAGUAUAAGCAAACCGCUGAAUCAGUUAUGUGCAUUCUUCUUCCGAGAUCUCCCACUGCCUCGCCGAGCAGGACACAGAGUAAAAUCAUAUCCUUUUUCCGGGUUUUUCCUUGUGGUCUGAUAUGGGUGAGCGAAUGGAACGCAUUGCAGGAGGCCGUGGCUUCCGCGUUUUUAGCCUCUCUUUACGCCGACUACAUCAUCUCUUCUCCUUCCGAUCAAACGCUACUCUGCGGGGGACAGUCAUUUGAUCCGUCCGAACUCAAAUCUUUCGCUAAAUCUCAGGUGGAUUACGUUUUGGGGCAAAAUCCGAUGAACAUGAGCUAUCUCGUGGGGUAUGGAGACAGCUACCCGAGACAAGUUCACCACAGGGGAGCUUCCAUCCCGGCAAAUGCCACGACCGGUUGUACGGACGGUUUCGUGUGGCUAAUGUCUGAAGAACCGAACCCGAACGUAGCGGUGGGAGCCCUUGUCGGCGGCCCAUUUCUUAACGAGACGUACGUGGACGAUCGGAACAACACGAUGCAAGCCGAACCGACUACUUACAACACCGCUGCUACUAAUGUUUUAGUAACAUCCUUUGCAUAG